GCGCCCCGUGACGGCCGGACCCGCGGUGCACGGAGCGUCCCGGGCCCCGUGCCGUGUUCCCGCAGUGUGUGCGUUCAAUGCGGGUGUGUUGGAGCCGGCAGAGCGGCGGCGGUGCCUCCCCCGUGCGUGCUCUAUAAAAAGUGCAGCGGCAGCGCGGCCCCGUCUCCUGUCUAUCUAUAGCCCUGUCUAUAGCGCAGGGCGGGGGCUGCCCGGAUCAGCCCUACAGCUGCUGGGUUUUUGCCCGGCCCCGCUCAGCUGAGGGAUUCCCGGCUCGUGCUCUCCGGGAUCUCCCUCCCCUGCCCGCCCCCUCCCCAUCCCCGCUCUUCGCCCUAAAGCUGAGCUCCCCCCACGAGCCCCCUCUGCUUUUCCCUGCCCUCCAUCAGGGCUUUCCCCGCACGCUGUGGGUUCUGGUGGGUGGGUUUGGGGCGGAUGCUCGGCCUCACCGCAGCCUGACCCCCGCCCUGGGGCUGCCGUAGCGGGUCCGUGUCCCUUUAACGAGGCAGGGCUUGGAGCUGGUGCCGCUGGCACGGGGAUGGAGAGGCGGUGAGGAGCCGGUGCCAGAACGGCAGCCUGCAGCGGGUGGGGCGGCGGCAUCGGUGAGCGCAGACCCCAAGCGCAGCAGAGGGAAUCGCUCCGGGCGGAGCUUGGUGCGGCUCGUGUGGGCGCUGAGCCCCCAGUCCUUGUAUCAUCGUCCUCCAGACCCCCUCCCAGCACCUCAUCUUGCAGCCGUGCCAAGGGACCAAGGGACUAUGCCAGGUCUGUACGUGCUCUCCUCUUGGGAGGCUCUGCCUCUGAAGAGCUCCAGGGUGAAGGCGUGCACCAAUGGGUACGUGCUGAGCAUCACUGCCCAGCUCCUGUACACCAACCCACGUGAAGAUCCUGUGGAAGGUGUCUUCAUUUACCCGCUGGAGGACUCAGAGCUGGUUGCUGGCUUUGAGGCAGUGGUGGGCAGCCGGCGGAUCACCUUCCAGGUGCAGAGCAGGCACCGGGCUCAGGAGUGCUGCCUGGAGUGUGGCAGCAGCCCAGGGCAGCCGCGCCGCUGUGCCAGCGGUCACCUUGUCCUGGAUGAGGACACUGAGCGUUCCACCUUCGUCAUCAUCACGGGCUCAAUGGGGCCGGCGGAGAGCCUGGCCGUGACCCUGAGCACAGCACGGGAGCUGCCCACGCUGCCUGGGGGGGCCCUGCACCUCGUCCUACCCUCCGUCCUUGUGCCACGCGUUGCUGCCGCCCCCGAGCGUGAGAGCGAGCCGGGAAGCUUGUGUGACGACAGGUUGGCCCUAUGCCCCACCAGCUGUUUCGGGGGACCCGGUGCACGGAGCCAGCCCGUACCCGCAGCACCUGCGGAGAGCUCAGAUGUCUUCAGGGGACAGCCCUACAACCCCUUUCCUUACGAGUUUGCUUUUGAGCUGCUGGUGAAGGGCCCCUGCCUGCUGGCAGGCCUGGAGAGCCCGACCCACGCGCUGCGUGCCGAUGCCGACCCCUGGGCCAGCUCUGCCACCACCACCUGCGUCACCCUGGCUGAGCGUCACCGCUAUGACAGAGAUGUGGAGAUCAUCCUCUACCCCUGUGAGCCCCACCAGCCCCACCUGGUGAUGGAGGAAGGCACCAUGACGUACCCAGAAUAUGAGGCACACAUCCGGAGACGCCGGGACUACAUGCGGAUAGCCAGGAGGGAUGGCAGUGGGGAGAGACAGGUGGCUUUUGUGCAGAAGCGUUUCCACAAGGACAUCUUCCACAACCCCGUGCUGAUGCUCAACUUCUGCCCGGAGGUGGAGGCCACCCCAGGGGACCUGCAGAGUGUCACCCGUGAGGUCCUCUUCCUUGUAGAUCGCAGCGGAGCCGUGAGCAGCCCUGACGUCGACAGGGUCAAGGAAGCGCUGCUGGUGGCCUUGAAGAGCCUCCCCCCAGGAACUCUGCUCAACAUGGCAACUUUUGGUGCCGAACUGCAGCCGCUCUUCCCCUCCAGCCGCCUCUGCAGCAAUGAGACGCUGCAGCGGGCGUGCUGCCACCUGGGUGAGCUGCGGGCGGCCAUGGGCAGCCCUGACCUCCUGGCGGCGCUGAGUUGGGCACUGGCACAGCCCCUGCACCACGGGUACCCCCGGCAGCUCUUCCUGUUCACCGCGGCGGCAGCAGUGGGUGAUGUGGGCCGCAUCCUGCAGCUGGUGCGCAGGCAGGCCAGCACUGUCAGGUGCUUUAGCUUUGGGAUGGGACCACGGGUGUGCCGGCGGCUGCUAACAGCCAUAGCCAAGCUGAGCCAUGGCCGUGCUGAGUUCCUGGAUCUGGCUGAGAGGCUGCAGCCCAAGCUCAUCAAGGCCCUGAAGAAGGCGAUGGAGCCGGCCGUCAGCGACAUCACCAUCGACUGGUACGUGCCUGACAGCACUGAGGCUCUGCUCUCCCCCACUGAGAUUGCAGCACUCUACCCCGGGGACCGGCUCAUCAGCCACUGCACCUUGUACAGCAUCGCCCGGUUUCGGGACCAGCGCCCUGUGGGCCGGGAUGGAGCUCGCCGGGGCUCGGCCGUCCCCUCACAGGAGGAGGUGCCCACCCCAGCGGGCACACGGCUGUCCCGAAGCUCCAGAGACACCUCCGUGGAGAUCUCUGCCAUUGGCACAGAGGAGUCGGAGCGCAGUGCUGACCUCACUUCAGGGGGAGAUAUCUGGAAGCGUAUUUACCAGCCCUCCUACAUCCAGGAGCAGUAUGUCCUGACACACUGCUCAGUCAGCACGGAGCGCAGCCAGGGGCUGCUGUCCCGCAGCUCCACCAGCAGCGAGUCCACCGGCUCCCGUGACGUGGCCCCGGACAGUGGCUCUGCAGCCCCUGACACCACCUCCCAGCAGGGCCAGAAGAGCUUGUCCUUCUGUGAGUCCUCCACCAAAUCUGCCCCACUGCCCUCGGCCCCUGCUGCCAUCAAGGUGCCGGUGUCUCUGAGCAGUGAGGAGCUGGCACGGCGGCAGAAGGUGCUGGCACGAGCUGCCCUGGCUGGCCGCAGCUUCUCGUCGCCGCACGGGGAGCUGGACGCACGCCGGCUCUGCCGAGCCUUGGAGAAGGUGUCCCAGAAGAGGAACCAGUCUGUGGAGGGGCAGCUGGACCAGCUGGGCCCCAGGACACCGCGGCUGCAGCACAGCACUGGGGAGUCAAAUAACCUCCUGUCACCAACACACCUGGACUGGGACAUGCUGGUGGAGCCCUCUUACCUCUUCAGCGCGGUGGUGCCCGAGGCGAAGGAGCCCAGCCAGGGCGAUCCCUGCCUGCCCCUGCGCUGCCACGUGGUGAUCCACGGACUGCACGCUGGCCAGCCCGUGUCCUGGGAGGUGACGGCCUCGCUGGAGGCCCUGCUGCAGCCACGGGAUGGGGCGGGCAGAGAGGACCCCCCGCGGCGGGCAGCCACAGCAGGGGAGAAACCAUUGCAUGGCUUGGCAGCACGCUCCGUCAUCCAGGACAGCGAAAAGGCGGCACAGCGUGAAGCUGAGCUGGAGCAGGGUUUUGCCCGCCGCUUCCGCCUGAAAGCCAUGCAAACCAGCAAAGCCUGCAACGUGCCUUCCCUCUACACGUGCGUGGUGCCUGUGGAUGGGGCCACGCAGGUGGUGCUGCCUGCAGCCCCGCAGGUGUGGAGCACAGCCACACGCAGCACAGGCACGGCAGGGAGCCGAUGUCGCCGGCAACGGGAUACGGAGGAGCAGGAGGCUCUCAUUGGUGCAGGGAGGGAUGAGGUUCCUGGGUCUCCAGUCAGUGCCUCCUCUGCCACCUCUGGCUGGGAAAAGCAGAACGGCUCUCACGGGCUUCCAACCAGCCCUUCCAGCUCCUCCGUGGCCUCCCGGAAAUCCACAGAGAGCAUUGCUGGCUCCAGGUUCAGCCUGACCCGGCGCAGGGGGCCCAGCCUGAUGCUGCGACCACAGUGCCUCAGCCCCGAGAGCGAGUGCUCCAGCACGGCCGCCAGCCACGACUACCUCCCGCUGGUGCAGUUACAGCAAGCACGGGGGCCAUUCCAGCUCACUGAGACCUUCUCUGAAGUGGUGCAGAUCCCCUUAGACCGCCUGCGUCGUGCCUCACCCUAUGCCUCCCACCGUGCCAGCCUCAGCCCCACAUCCCCCGUGGCCAAGAGCAGCCCCAGGGCAGGGCUGUGCACUGAGGGCGAGGAGCCGGUUGCAGCCCCAGAGCCUGGCUCACCCCAGUCCCACAGCACUUGCUCUGAGGUGCCCAGUGUGGCCGUGUGGGCACAGGCAGACAGCGGGCACGGCUCCGAGUCUGACACUGCCCCCCACUCAGCUGCCCCAUCGGAAGCAGGCUGGCAGGAUGUGGGGCUGGAGGACCUGGAAAGUGCCAGCUGGGCUACGGCGGUGGCCCUGGCGUGGCUGGAGCACCGCUGUGCUGCCUUCUUUGAUGAAUGGGAGCUGGUGGCAGCCAAGGCAGACGCGUGGCUGCAGGCACAGCAGCUGCCUGAGGGCCUGGACGUGAGCUGUCUCAAAGGGGCAGCCCGGCACUUGUUCCUGUUGCUGCGGCACUGGGACGAGAACAUCACAUUGAACAUGCUGUGCUACAACCCCAACAACGUGUGA
Molecule: messenger RNA, 4556 nt
Organism: Coturnix japonica (Japanese quail)
Lineage: Eukaryota; Metazoa; Chordata; Aves; Galliformes; Phasianidae
Gene: VWA5B2
Product: von Willebrand factor A domain containing 5B2
Source: RefSeq, a predicted model, not a curated record